Molecule: messenger RNA, 1228 nt
Organism: Sabethes cyaneus
Lineage: Eukaryota; Metazoa; Arthropoda; Insecta; Diptera; Culicidae
Exons: 2
Coding region: 116-631 (171 amino acids)
Source: RefSeq, a predicted model, not a curated record
AAAAUCGUUACUUUCGGCUAACUAGAACCACCGGAGAACACUUGCAUUGAAAUUUUUGUACAUCAAUGUUCUGUCUAAUAGUUUGCUGCCAGAGAUAUACAUUUAUAACAGUAUAAUGGAUGAAGAUGUCGAGUUUCGAGACAUGGUUUUAAAAAAGCUUGAAGAAAAUGGAUCUUUGUUGGACAUCAAGGCCAAGCUUCGUGCACACCUGUACAGUAUUAUUGAAAGUGAUGGCAAACCAUCACCGGAAACAUUGCAGGAAAGUGAUGAAACUUACAAUGGCGACAAAACCGAGUUCGACGGCGAAGAGGACAAAUCAGAAGAACCAGCGGAUCUCACCAAUCGUGACAUUUCAUUAGGUCUGGUGUUUGAUUUACUCGAUUGCUUGAAAUUACCCUACACAAAACAAGUACUGCGAGCGGAAGCUAGAAUUAAAAAUCCUCUUUCGCGAGACCACCUGUUAGAAGUGGUUACAACGCCGCAGGUAGACUUCGACACAAGCGAGUCUUCAGUAGAAAGUCCGCCUGUUUUAUUUCAACUAAUUGAACGGAGCAGAAAGUUUUCUUCUAGUAAAAGCGAAGUGGCCCUAACGAGUACAGAAAAUACCAUCGAAGACGGAACAGCCACUUAAUUUGGUGUACCUAAACCAUCGUGACGACAAUGAACAUUCCCAUAGUUUACUCUUAGUAUUAUUUGUAGCAUCUCGUGUGGUUUAUAUUUUAUUCUAAGUGCCUUUACAUAUACUUGGAUGUAUCGACCUAAUUCGACUACUGUUUAUCCUUUGUAUUGCUCUCUCUGUAUGCGUUGCGUGUAGGUUCGGGAAACUAAAUUCCAUGAGUCCAUGUACCUGUCCAUACACAUAGCAAUGCAUUUCUGAAACGUAAAUGAUAUCAAAUACUGUUUUGUUGUACGCUACAAAGCAUUACCUGUUCCGAGCUGUCCAAUUCGGUGCCAGGCUUUGCUAUGCACUUUUUAAAGCAUUUUUCAGUCAUUUUCUAAAAAAAACAGGUUAGACGUUAAUUAGAAGAUAAUCAGAAAAGGGCAGAGACAUACGGUCAGCAGCUCCUGGGCAUUGGCUAAGGCGAUCUGCUGUUUAACCUGGCUCAUAAGCUCAUCCUUCUGAACGGAUGAAAGAUUAUCUAGAGACAUCUCCAUAAGCUGUCUUUGGCAACUUUUAUCACUGCAAAUAAUGAGCUCACACGAUUGCGACUUUCAACGACACUGUAUU